This is a messenger RNA of Anoplopoma fimbria (sablefish), 1522 nucleotides long. It is a transcript of the gene arl5a, whose product is annotated as ADP-ribosylation factor-like 5A. Gene Ontology annotation, cellular component: trans-Golgi network; cytoplasm. Gene Ontology annotation, molecular function: GTP binding; GTPase activity. Bases 338 to 877 code for a protein of 179 amino acids. The transcript has 6 exons. NCBI's taxonomy places the organism in Eukaryota, Metazoa, Chordata, Actinopteri, Perciformes, Anoplopomatidae. The record is from RefSeq and is a predicted model, not a curated record. Gene Ontology annotation, biological process: protein localization to Golgi membrane; intracellular protein transport; vesicle-mediated transport.
GCGCAUGCGCAGGUCUGACAGCUAAGCAGCGCAGCGGACACCGAGCAGCUAGCCGCAGCACCGCCGCCGAUCCGGGGUCUGUGUUCCGGGGUCUGUGUUCCGGGCAGCACCCUCCCCUCACCUCACCCCCACACCCUCACACCCUGCGGGGGAGACCCGUCUCUCUCUGGAUCCACCGGGAUGGAGGUCCUCAGGAGCCACGCCAGCUCUCCGUCCGUGUAGCAGCUAGCAGCUAGCAGCUAGCAGCUAGCAGCUAGGCUAGCAGCUAGCACAGAGUAGCAUCCCGCUAGCUAGCUGUUUACUGUGAGCUGGUGCACGCUGGCAUCGAACCACCGCCAUGGGGAUCCUGUUCACCAAGCUGUGGAGGCUGUUCAACCACCAAGAGCACAAAGUUAUUGUUGUGGGCCUGGAUAAUGCUGGCAAGACCACAAUUCUAUACCAGUUUUCCAUGAAUGAGGUGGUGCACACCUCUCCUACGAUUGGGAGCAACGUUGAGGAGAUUGUGGUCAACAACACCCAUUUCCUGAUGUGGGACAUCGGAGGCCAGGAGUCCCUGAGGUCAUCGUGGAAUACGUACUACACAAACACAGAGUUUGUCAUUGUGGUGGUCGACAGCACCGACAGAGAACGGAUCUCUGUGACCAAAGAGGAACUCUGCAGAAUGCUAGCACAUGAAGAUUUAAGAAGGGCAGGGCUGUUGAUCUUUGCCAACAAGCAGGAUGUGAAAGGCUGCAUGUCCGUGGCUGAGAUCUCCCAGAGCCUCCAGCUUACCUCCGUCAAAGACCACCAGUGGCACAUCCAGGCCUGCUGCGCCCUCACUGGGGAGGGGUUGUGCCAGGGUCUCGAGUGGAUGAUGUCCCAGCUGCGUGUGAGAUGAUGACCUUUUGACUUUGAUCCAGAGUGCGCCCUCGCUCUUUGUGUUCUCUGCCUCCGGACGCGAGCUUGGAACGAGGAUGGAGAGGCGAGCUUCGGGUUGACGGACGGGCGCCGCCCUCUCCUCUUUUCCUGUGACGCUGACGGGGGGGCGGACCUUCUACCAGGACGUUACAUUCUCCUGAUGAUAAUUUAUUUUACAAAAGACGUCUUGAACUCAGAACAACAACAAAAAAAAAAACUUGACCUUUUUUUUUAAAGGAGGACAACAACAAAAGAGACUAUUAUUUAAACUGAAAUGUGUGCACGGUUUUUCCUUUUUUCAGCAAAACACAGUCGUCAGCAAAGUGUCUGACGUUGAACUGUACGUGGAUUCCUCUCCGGCUGUGUGUUUGACUCUAGCCCACGGUGGCCUUGCAGUAUUGCCAGACUGGCUGUGGCAGUUUUCAUUGCCCCCCCCUCUUCUCCUGUGUGUACAGUCCAGUAUUCUCUUUUAACGUGGUGCCUGAUGCAGAAUGUUGGAGUGAUGACGGUGACUGAAAAACAUGCAGAAAAAGGAGGGUAACAAAAAAAAUCACAACAUACCCUCUUCUUUUCAGUCCCUACGAAUGAUCAGUGAAAUAAAGUGUUUUUAUCUGUUUCAGGUGAA